This is a messenger RNA of Lineus longissimus, 1104 nucleotides long. Its product is annotated as homocysteine S-methyltransferase YbgG-like. Gene Ontology annotation, molecular function: zinc ion binding; S-adenosylmethionine-homocysteine S-methyltransferase activity. Gene Ontology annotation, biological process: S-methylmethionine cycle. NCBI's taxonomy places the organism in Eukaryota, Metazoa, Nemertea, Pilidiophora, Heteronemertea, Lineidae. Bases 90 to 1076 code for a protein of 328 amino acids. The record is from RefSeq and is a predicted model, not a curated record. The transcript has 8 exons.
ACAAAAAGCACGUGGCUUCGUCCCUUUUCGGGAGUUGGAAAAAAAACACACCCAUUAUUUAGAUUUUUGUGUAUAUCUGAAUUGUUUGAAUGACGGAUUCCACACAGAUUGAUGAUACUGUAGAGGAUGAAGCAUCUUCAUUCUGGGUUCUCGAUGGAGGCAUGGCGACUGAGCUGGUGCGGAUCGGAUAUGAAUCCAUUGCUAAUGAGCCUCUCUGGAGCUCAAAACUUUUACAAUCUGAUCCUGACCAAGCCAUCAAGACUGUGCACAGAAAUUUUCUGGAAGCAGGCUCAGAUAUAAUUGAAACGAACACCUAUCAAGCCAAUGUGAAUCAUCUCUGCAAAUGCCUGGAUGUGACGGGAGAAGAAGCUGUGACAUUGCUGAAAAAAGGGGUCAGUUUUGCGCUUGAAGCGAGGGAUGAGUUUUGGGAAGCUAAUAAACUGGAGGAUAAAGUUGCAGGAAGGAGAAAACCUCUUGUUGCUGGCUCAGUUGGUCCGUACGGGGCCUGCCUGAUGGACGGUUCUGAAUAUACGGGGUGUUACAUAGACAAUGUGACUGAAGAGUAUUUGAUUGACUGGCACCGGCCUCAUCUACAAGCUCUUGUAGAGGCUGGCGUUGACAUCAUUGCCUUGGAAACAAUCCCGGCUAUUGCUGAAGGAAUAGCUCUCAUUAAACUUUUAAAAGAAUUCCCUGAUACGAAGGUUUGGUUAUCAUUUUCUUGCAAGGAUAAUGGUAUGACCUGUCGUGGUGAAUGUGUCUCUACUAUCAUAGAACCAGUGCAGGCAUCGGACCAGAUUAUUGCCAUUGGGUGUAACUGUACAGCACCAGAUCAUGUUGGAGAUGUUCUGCGCAAGUUACAGAAGUUAAGGGGACGGAAAUCUUUAGUGGUUUAUGCAAAUUCUGGUGAAGAAUGGACAAAGGAGAAAAAGUGGAGUGGUAAAGAGGACUGUAAACCGUUACACGAUUACAUCCCCGAAUGGGUGGAACUUGGAGCCAGUUGGAUUGGAGGUUGCUGUAGAGUCUUCCCUGAUGAUAUCAGGCGAAUAAGAGAGACACUUUAUAAAGUUCACCGAUAAUCUGUUACUCCUCUGUUGUAAAUGCGAG